Mesoplodon densirostris (Blainville's beaked whale) is the source of this 414-nucleotide messenger RNA. Its product is annotated as keratin-associated protein 13-1-like. The transcript has a single exon. Lineage: Eukaryota; Metazoa; Chordata; Mammalia; Artiodactyla; Ziphiidae. The record is from RefSeq and is a predicted model, not a curated record.
AUGUCCUACAAUUGCUGCUCUGGAAACUUCUCCUCCCACUCCCUUGGGGUUUACCAGUGCUAGCCAGGCUUCUCCUGUGGCUCCUUCUAACCCAGCAACCUAGUCUACAACACUGACCUCUGCUCUCCCAACACCUACCAGCUGGACUCCUCUUUCUACAGUCAGGAGACCUGCUGUGAGCCCACCAGGUGCCAGAUGUCCUGUGUGGUGUCCAGUCACUGCCAGACAUCCUGCUACCACCCAAGGACCCCCACACUCUGCUGGAAAACUUACCCUGGGUCUCUGGGCUUUAGGUUCAGCAGCUGCAACUCCCUGAGCUGUGGAUCUGGAAACUGCUACUCAUUGGGCUGUGGAUCCAAUGGCUUUAGACCCAGGGUUCUCUCUGUUAGUAGCUUUCCUCCAUUCCAUUUGUAA